Pollicipes pollicipes is the source of this 1414-nucleotide messenger RNA. RefSeq names its product dual specificity mitogen-activated protein kinase kinase 7-like. The record is from RefSeq and is a predicted model, not a curated record. Lineage: Eukaryota; Metazoa; Arthropoda; Thecostraca; Pollicipedomorpha; Pollicipedidae. Gene Ontology annotation, biological process: protein phosphorylation. Gene Ontology annotation, molecular function: protein kinase activity; ATP binding.
CUCUGCGCCUGUUACGAUUGCGGAGGGGGAUAGGCUGCGUUUUGUAGUUACAUGCCUUGUUGGGAUUGUGAGUAUUGCACUUUGGGAAAUCCGUGAUGAGUGCAAAUGGAUCGACAUCACGGAGUAGGCCUUCAGUCUCUGCGAUGUCGGCUAUUCGAUUGAAUGUGCGAGACGUUCAAGCCAGGUUACAAGAGGAAAAUGAAUCGAGAGAUACAGACCGUGGACUGAACCUGGAUUUCUCUCGCUCAAAAGAAGGUCAUCAUGGAAGACGACCUAAGCCACUGCCAAUCAGCGACUUCUCGGGCGGCGGCGGCGACGAGCAGCGGCGGCCGCGCAACCUGCAGUUCCCGGCCACUCCCUUCCGGCGCGUCAAUAGCUCCGAGAUACAAACCAAGAUGCGCGAGAUCAUGCAGAUGACAGGCAUCCUGACCAUCGACGGCGUGAGGUUCAAAGCGUCACCGGAGGAUCUGCAGCACGUGGGCGAACUAGGAACGGGUAGCUGCGGUCACGUGGUGAAAAUGGUUCACAAACCCAGUGGGAAGGUGUUAGCAGUGAAGCAAAUGCGGCGCAGCGGCAAUCCGGAGGAGAACAAGCGGAUCAUUAUGGACCUGGACGUGGUGCUCAAGUCGCACGACUGCCCGUACAUCGUGCAGUGCCUGGGCUGCUUCGUCACCGACGCCGACGUCUGGAUCUGCAUGGAGCUGAUGGCCACCUGCCUGGACAAGCUGCUCAAGAAGAUGGGCAACAAGCCCAUCCCGGAGCCGAUACUGGGCAAGAUCACCGUCUCGACGGUGAAGGCGCUGCACUACCUGAAGGACAAGCACGGUGUCAUACACCGGGACGUGAAGCCGUCCAACAUCCUGCUGGACGAGACCGGCCAGGUGAAGCUGUGCGACUUCGGCAUCUCGGGCCGGCUGGUCGACUCCAAGGCCAAGACGCGCACCGCCGGCUCUGCAGCGUACAUGGCCCCGGAGCGCAUCGAGCCGCCGAAUCCUGACAGGCCCGACUACGACAUCCGCGCCGACGUCUGGUCGCUGGGCAUCACGCUGGUGGAGCUGGCCACCGGCUUCCUGCCGUACGCCGACUGCAAGUCCGAGUUCGAGGCGCUCACUAAGGUGCUGAAGAAUGACGCGCCGCUGCUGCCGGAGGGGCGCGGCUUCAGUCCCGAGCUGCGCCGCUUCGUCAAGGACUGCCUCACCAAAGACUACAAGCACCGGCCCAAGUACAAGCGGCUCAUUGAGCACGACUUCAUCCGCAAGUCGGAGCGCAUGCGCGUGGACGUCUCCUCCUGGUUCAGAGACGUGCAGGCGCAGACGAGCGGCAUCAAGACGCCGACGACGCGGCGCCGCACCCCGCCGCCGGCCUCGCCGCACCACCCCUUCCACAGCCGACGGCGCACCCCGGAGCCGGAGAG